UGUUUGUAUAGUGAAUAGAGUUGUGGGUGGUACGCGUGGUGUGAUACGUGCGGGGUAUACGUGUUGUCCAUUAUUCCUCGCGUGUGUGAUAAUGCUUGCUUAUUUAUUUACGUAGCAUAACACCAAGGCAAGAAGAUUCUCGCGUUCGUCGACUGAUGCGACGAGAAGAGCACUUUGAACGAAUUUGCGAACCUGCGGGGAUCGCGCGUCACCCGAAUCGAGAUCCCGCGAGGCGUUCGCAUUAGCCAACUGUUCUCCUCGUUUCCGCAGAAAUUAUUUACGUACGAUUUAGAUUAGAAACGCGUUAACUAUCCUAGUCGCGAUUUAGAUAUAUUUGAAGGGGCGCGGUAUUCUGUUCCAGCAAAUCUCAGCGCGAUUCGACCACGCUAUUACGCAUUAACGUGGUGCAAUUUUGCGCGUUUUAUAACCUGACAACACGAGCGAAGUACCUUCGUCCUGUGUAUCUUAUUUAUCAUGCUGUUGCAUCUUUGACGAAACAUUAUCAAGCGCAGGAUAUCUACAUUUUACAGGUGUAUACUUAAAUAAAGGAUACUACAAUGUGGCAAACGCAAAGUAACAAUUCCAACAAUUCCAAUCCGAACUCUACAUCGAGUGAGAAGAACAAUUUACGUACUCUGGGUAUGACAUCUGCUAUCAGUGUAGCGGAGCCUAAACCCAUUGAUAUUAUCAGAACUAACGAAUUGAAGGAGGCCCUUAAACCCUAUAAUGUUUUUGAGUCUGAAGAAGAAUUGAAUCAUAGAAUGGAGAUUUUAAGCAAACUGAAUGCAUUGGUCAAACAGUGGAUAAGAGAUACUAGCAUAGCUAGAAAUAUGCCACCUAAUGUAGCUGAACAAGUCGGUGGUAAAAUAUACACAUUUGGUUCAUAUAGAUUAGGUGUACAUCACAAAGGCGCCAAUAUUGAUGCUUUAUGUGUUGUACCACGUCAUAUAUAUAGAUCAGAUUAUUUUACAUCUUUUUUUGAAUUACUGAAGAUGCAAGAAGAAGUUACAGAUUUAAGGGCAGUGGAAGAAGCCUUUGUACCAGUCAUAAAAAUGAAUUUUGAUGGUAUAGAAAUCAACAUGUUAUUUGCAAAGUUAACUCUUAAAGAAAUUCCGGAUUCGAUAGAUCUCAAGGAUGACAUGCUACUCAAAAAUCUUGAUCAAAAGUGUGUCAGGAGUCUCAAUGGUUGCAGAGUAACUGAUGAAAUAUUGCGCUUAGUACCUAAUAUAGAAAAUUUCAGAUUGGCCCUUAGGGCUAUAAAAUUAUGGGCGAAACGUAAGAUUUAUGAAUAUAUAUGUAUAUUUAUAUAUUCUUUAUGUAAUAUAUUACGAUAUAUACUAACAAUUUGUGGAUGCCAAAUUGGCAAAAUCAUAACCCUUCAUACAGGUACAUUGGAGAGAAAUCCUCAUAUUACCUUGGCACAUGUAAAUCCGGAAGCGUUUCCACCAUUAGAUCCUGAACCAGGCAAGCAUUGUUCUAUGUGGUUCAUCGGCCUGUCAUUUGCUAAGAGUGAGAGUCUCAACAUUGAUCUCACAUAUGAUAUCAAAUCUUUUGUGGAAACAAUUGAAAGGCAAGCAGAACAAAUAAAUAUGUUGAAGGAAGGAAUGUGGAUUGAGGCUAAACAUGUAAAACGGAAGGACUUGCAUACUUAUGUAUCUUCAAGUUUAGUGAAAAAAGAAAAGAAAGUUUCUGGUAGUGUGCAUCGCAAUGGCAAUAUUGCUGGAAAUGGGAACAGUGGUAGUGUAUCGCCACGAAGCCAAGGUGAUACAAGCAAAAAGAGGUUAUCAGAUCAGACGCUCGAUACAUGCGGAAAGAAACGAAGAGUCAAUGACGCAGAAGAACAAACAGAGAACACAUCAUUAGUGGUUCAAUCUUGCGGAGAAGAUAGCAAUUCAGGCUUCGGCAUGAUUCAGGAUGAAUACAAACAGAAUCUAUCAACUACUAAGGACGAAGGACCUACUGGGGCAUCUACAGUAGCGCAGGAGGGAUUUGUAUGCACUUGAUGACCACUGCGGGAUUAUCUUACGCCAAUCCACAGAUGCUCUUCUGGGCCAUCUAGACUGUAAACGUUUCUACGCAACCAUCCACUGCCCACUGUAAGUCCUUCGUUUCGUAAAAGCAAAACAAUGUCACGUAAUGGAGGAAGCUAUCCAGGUGGAGUCAAUCGAUAGACGACUGUUAAUAUGUUUGUAUAACAAACGCUAUAAUUAAUAGUAUUUAUAAAAAAAAAAAAAACA
This is a messenger RNA of Formica exsecta, 2237 nucleotides long. Its product is annotated as poly(A) polymerase gamma-like. Gene Ontology annotation, cellular component: nucleus. The coding region runs from base 558 to 2003 and encodes 481 amino acids. NCBI's taxonomy places the organism in Eukaryota, Metazoa, Arthropoda, Insecta, Hymenoptera, Formicidae. The transcript has 10 exons. The record is from RefSeq and is a predicted model, not a curated record. Gene Ontology annotation, molecular function: RNA binding; poly(A) RNA polymerase activity.